Messenger RNA from Limanda limanda (common dab), 12516 nucleotides. It is a transcript of the gene pcloa, whose product is annotated as piccolo presynaptic cytomatrix protein a. Gene Ontology annotation, biological process: protein localization to synapse; presynaptic active zone assembly. The record is from RefSeq and is a predicted model, not a curated record. Gene Ontology annotation, molecular function: protein binding; metal ion binding; structural constituent of presynaptic active zone. Gene Ontology annotation, cellular component: axon; glutamatergic synapse; GABA-ergic synapse. Lineage: Eukaryota; Metazoa; Chordata; Actinopteri; Pleuronectiformes; Pleuronectidae. Bases 1 to 12516 code for a protein of 4171 amino acids. The transcript is spliced from 26 exons.
AUGGGGAACGAAGCGAGCCUGGAGGGAGGUGACGGGCAGCCAGCCGGGCUGCCGGAGGGGCUGGCACCGGACGGGAAGGGCGGCUUCGUGCGGGUCUCCACCGGGAGCCCCGUGGACCUGGCGGAGCUUAGCGGGGAGGAGAGGAGGCAGCUCGCCGCGGCGCUGGCCCGGGCGCAGGGCAGGCAGCCCGGAGGAGCCGCCGCCGCACGAAGACCUUCAGAAUCUGAUGCUCAGCAACGACCCCAACAGGUAGGGGCCUCCAGGGGCCCAACAGGUCUCAGUAAGAGCCGAACUGUAGACGCCUUCAACCAGGGCUCACCUGGCAAAGCCGCGCCGGGCCGCAGCCCUUCAUCCCUCAGCCUUUUUGAGUCCAGAUUCCGGCAGGAGCCUAAGGACCCUGAGACCAAGUCAGCCGGCAUGUUUGGCUCCAGCUUCCUCAGCGGGUCCAACCCCCUCAGUGCCGUGUCAUCGAUGACAUCCUCUAUGUCCUCCUCCAUAUCCUCCAUGGGCGAUUCUGUCAACAUUUCCAAGUUUGGACUGUUUGGGGAUGAGGAGGAGGGAGACGCAGCACCUGAGGCCAAGCAGGGAGGAAAGCCACCAGGGAAGGGCCCCCAGCAAGGGCCGGGUCCAAAGGGACCACAACAGGGAGGACCCCAGAAACAAGGUCAGGGGCCAAAGCCAGGGCAAGGGCCCUCUGGGCAGGGACCCAGGCAAGGCCAGGCACCGCCAGGCCAGGGUCCUCCUGGCCAAGGACCCCCUGGGCAGGCCCCUAGGCAAGGUCAGGGGCCACCAGGACAAGGACAACAAGGGCAACAGGGCCCCAAACCUGGUCAAGGACCCACAGGUCAACAGGGCCCAAAACCUGGUCAAGGACCCCCUGGGCAGGCUCCCAGGCAAGGUCAGGGGCCACCAGGACAAGGACCCCCAGGGCAACAGGGCCCAAAACCCGGCCAAGGACCCCCAGGGCAACAGGGCCCAAAACCAGGCCAAGGACCCCCAGGGCAACAGGGCCCCAAACCCGGUCAAGGACCCCCAGGGCAACAGGGCCCCAAACCAGGUCAAGGACCCCCAGGGCAACAGGGCCCCAAACCAGGUCAAGGACCCCCAGGGCAACAGGGCCCCAAACCAGGUCAAGGACCCCCAGGGCAACAGGGCCCCAAACCAGGCCCUCCCCAACAAACAGGUGGCCCUCCACAACAAGGACCAGGGAAGUCUGGACCCAAGCAGCAGGGGCCACCUGGCCCCGGGGCUCAUCAUGGGGAACCACCUAAGAGUGGAGGGCCACUUGGUCAGCAGGGACCUGGAAAGACUGGAGGUGGACUCUGUCCACUGUGUAAGACCACCCAGCUGAACACUGGGUCGAAGGAUCCUCCAAAUUACAGCAACUGCACUGAGUGUAAGAACCAGGUCUGCAGCCUCUGUGGGUUCAGCCCCCCCGACUCAGCAGGCAAAGAAUGGCUGUGUCUGAACUGCCAGAUGCAGCGGGCGAUGGGAGGUAUGGAUCCCCCCGGCAUGACAAAGCCCAAGCAAGGCUCUGCCCCGCCCUCGCCCCAGAGACAGGCGCCUGGCAAGCCUGGCAAGCUGUUGAUAAAGCAACAGAGUACUACCGACCAAGGGCUAACACCGCCAACCACGCCGAGGCAGAAAUCCCCAGGUCCUACCUCUCCGGGUCCUCUUUCCCCGGCCUCUUCGGCGGGAUCGCCCAAAAUUGACCCCAAGACAGGUCGUCCCAUCCAGCAGAAGACCACUCCCCAGCAGUCGCCGUCUAAGCCCAAACAGGAGUCCAGCUUCUUCGGGGGGUUUGGAGGUAUCAGUUUAGGGGGCCUGACCGAUUCGGCUAAAUCUCCUGCGGCUUCUUCUCAAGCUGCCGAGUCUGUUACAGGGAAACUGUUUGGCGGUUUUGGCGGUUUGAUGGAAUCGUCAAAGCCUCAGGCACAGGCUCCACCAAAGCAAGAGGAGUCCGUGUCUGGGAAGUUUUUUGGCGGUUUUGGAGGGUUGACAGAAUCCAAAUCUCCUGCUGCUGCUUCUCAGAUGUUCAGCUUUGGAUCGUCCCUCUUGAGCUCAGCCACCAAUCUCGUCGGGGGGGAGGACCAAAAGGCGGCGGAGUCUCCACCCAACUCCCCCGCUGACUCCGGAGCAGGCUCCCCACCUGAAUCCCCCUUCUCCGCGCCUGGAUCCCCCCCUGAUUCGGACUCUGCUCCUGACACCCCACCUGCCAAAUCCAAGAAACCCCCCAGAACCCUCUCUGUGGAGCAGGAAGAGAAGGCCCCAGCAGUCCAACUGGCUCCUGCCCCGGCCUCCACCACCAAGGGAAGCUGCCCUCUCUGCACGGUGGAGCUGAACGUCGGAUCAUCAGGCACGCCGAACUACAGCUUCUGCACCGAGUGCAAGAAGACAGUGUGCAAUCUUUGUGGAUUCAACCCCACUCCCCACUUAGGAGAGAAAGAAUGGCUUUGCCUCAGCUGUCAGACCCAAAGAGCCAUGUCAGGCCAGCUGGGAGACCUGCCGCCUCCAUCCAUGGCAUCCCCAAAGAAGCAGCCACCUGCUCCUGCUCCUGCUCCCGUCUCUACCCCUACCCCUGCUGCUGUAGAUAGCAAACCUGUAGUGGCAGCAGAAUUAACCCCACCAGCUCCUGAGACCAAGGUAAAAACAGCAGAGGCCUUGAAAGAGCCUGGAGAGAAGGAAGUGGCUACAAAGGUGGGAAGCCCCACCAGCCCAUCGGACAUGGCAAAGCUGGAGAAUACUGUCCUUCCCAUUCUUGAGGCCCAGGCAAACAUGCAACCAAAGGUUGAGGAAGAAAAACUAACAGACACACUAAAGGCCAGACGUAAAUUAGAGGUGCUUCCUCUCUCACCUGACUCCCCAAGCUCAGAAGAUGACAGAGAACUUUCUGAGAAGAAUGACCAAGGUACUGCAAAGAGAAAGCUCCUUGUGCCCAUGGAUAUCAGGGCAGAUUCCUUGGACGACAGCAGUGAAAGUUUUGGAAAAGAAAGUCCAAUGUCGGGAGACGAUGAGGACUUUAUCCGAAAACAUAUCAUGGAAAUGAGCGAGAAUGAAGAUGCUUCCCCGUCUGAUGAGGAAAACCUGAUCCGGCGCAAGAUCAGGGAGGAUGAAAAGAAAAAAAUGGAACAGAGGAGAACAGAGUCUAUAGAAAGGAGCGCAUCAGGAAAAGCCAGGCGACUUACCAAGAAAAGCAGUAUAAGUCCGGAUGAUGAAGAAAAGCAACUCCGUGGCUCAUUGGAUAAACCUGAUAUAGACAAAGAGGAAGGGCCAGAACUACAAGAAGUAGAGCAUCAAAUUGGUACUGCAGUUCGCAAGUUCCAAAGUAUGGAGCUGAAUGCAACUAGCAGCCCUGUGGGCAUUAAUAAUGAUGAUAAAGAACCUGAGAUGGAAUGCCUUACAGACUCUCCAGAUGAUAAGUCGAGAGGGGAGGGGUCAUCAAGUCUACAUGCAUCCAGCUUCACUCCUGGGACAUCCCCAACGUCCCUCUCAUCACUGGAUGAAGACAGUGACAGUAGCAGUCCCAGCCAUAUCCGUUCUGAUGAGGGUAAACAACACAGGAAAGCCAAACACAGACAACCUGGACAAAUGCUGCCAACUAUUGAAGACUCUUCUGAGGAGGAAGAGUUACGGGAAGAAGAAGAGCUUCUCAGGGAGCAAGAAAAACAGAGGGGCUCAGGGAAAAAAUCCAAGAAAGACAAAGAGGAGAUUCGAGGCCAGAGGAGGCGAGAGCGUCCGAAGACACCACCGAGCAACCUGUCUCCUAUUGAAGAUGCCUCGCCAACUGAAGAACUGAGGCAAGAAGCUGAAAUGGAGGAGAUCAGAAGAUCAUCCUGCUCUGAUUUCUCCCCUAGUAUCGAAUCAGAUCCUGAAGGGUUUGAAAUCCUUGCUUCGAAGAUCGUAGCAGUCCAGAAAACAUAUCAACUGCCAAUAUCAGUAUCGCUUCACUCCCCGACAGACGAUCAAAAUAACCCACAGAAAAAAACGCUUAAAUCCGCUGAUGAGGCUUAUGAGGAAAUAUUGCUGAGGGCUAAGUCACCAACAAUCGACAAAGGUGAGAUUCGACCAGAAAAGGAAUCCCUUUAUGGAGGCAUGCUCAUUGAAGACUAUGCCUACACGUCGCUUAUUGACAAUUCAUCCGCUGAUAGGGAAGAUCCAGAGAAGAUUAUUGUUCCCGGUCAGCCCAAAAUACUGAGAUCGCCAGAUGAAGUUUAUGAAGACAUGGUAAAGAAGAGGAAGGAAUUCAUUCAGCUGGAGCAGGAAUAUCAAAAAAUGCAGCCAAAACAGAACAGCACUACUCCAGAAAUUGUGCUGCAACCGGCUGAGAAUACCCUCUCAAAAAGCAGUACAGUAACAUUCGGCAAGGAUGGAAAGCCAUUGUUGGAUGCUGAAGCUGCUUAUGAGGAGCUAAUGAAAAGAGGGCUGACUCCUGGAACAAGUCCAACUCAGGAGCCAGAGGUGGAAGCCACUGCAUCAAGACGGGCACUCCACCCCAUCCCAGACUUGAGAGUGACACAGUGUUCUUCAGGAGAGUUGUCAUCUGAUGACGAGAGUAUGGUCAAAAGAGAAGAGGACGCAACUGCAGCAUCAGACACAACUUCAGCAAAAGAAACAGAGACGUUUAUUGUGAUAUCGGAGUCUCCUCCAUCAUCACCUUUGGAGCAAACUCACACCACAAUUGCAGCAUCCCAGGCUGAGGUUGUGGAUCUAUCAGGUGCACUCCCAAGAAUGUCAAACCCUGUGAUUGCGAGUGUUUCACCCUUGCCCACAGUCCCCCAGUACACACCAGGUAUUCCCAGUAUAGUGUCAACUGCCCCGCCUGUGCCCCCGAAGCCAAACAUAUUGCGUAGGGCCAAUUCUCAGGAAAAAGCAGAAGUACCUGUUGCACCACCACUGCCUCCUCCCACCCCACCUAAACCCACUGUUUUUCCAAGGAAACCUCCAGUUCCACUUCCACCUCAGGCUUCAGCAACUCCGAUCCGACCAGAGACAGUGGAUAUGACUACAACCCAAGGACCAUCUACAAGACAAGCAGUUACACCAACGUACAAACCUCAUGUUCCCCCUCCCGUUCCACCAAAGCCAUCAGUUCCUGCUGGGAUUGGCGAUAGUCACAGAACAGGACAUAUUGUUAAACCACCAAUUGCACCAAAGCCUGGCUCACAGCCUUCUUCACCUGCCCAUGCCCCAUAUCCACCAAGACCCACUGUUCUUCCUACUAGUCCUACUGAUGUAGCUCUGAAUCUGAGCCCCUCUUGUGAGAGCAAGUCAUUCCAACACUCACCAAAGUCUCCUUCUUCUCCAAGAUAUGCCAAUCGUCAUGACACAUAUGUGGUCAUCACACUCCCAUCUCAGCCCAGCUCUCCAGUAGACAGUGUCUCAACUCAAGCUCCGUCUAGUCCUGGCCCAAUGUCCCCUUCACAUCAUUAUCACCGACCACAGCCUCAACCUCAAUCAUUUCCACGGCAGCAUCCACAGCCCACCCCUCCACAAACAACCAGGGUGCCUCUGGCAUACACAAAAGUCAUGGAAUCGAUUGAAAAGCAAGAGAUGUGUGACUCAGAGAAACAUGUAUCCAGCUCUUGUCACAUAAUUGAGGCUAUAUCUGCCUCAGCUCAGUCUCCUGUUGUUAUGCCCAACCACAUCUCUCAAGUGGUAACCACAGAGGUCCAAAGGACAACUGUCUCUGUUGUUCAUGAAAGGACAACACCACCAGUGCCAGCUCCAAGGGCAAAUGGUGUACCAAUCUCAAUGGAGAAACCCAAGCCCCAAUUGCCUGCAACGAAUGGACAGGCCGUACAACUAUCUGAGGUGGUAGAUCUGAGGACUAUGAAGGGGGAUCCAGAAUCAGACAUGAACGGAGUGGAUCUGUCUGCUGGCCCCGACUCAAGGCGUCAGUCCUUUGUGACUGAUUCUAGUCGUCAAAACAGUGCAGUGCAGUCACCUGUGGUCAACCUCAGUUCUGAGUCAUCUACUGUUUCUAUUGUGACUGAUAGUAUCACCAUUGUGACCUGUGCUGCAACAAUCCAGCAAUUUGACCAUGUAGAUACCUCUCAAGCAACAUCGGUGCCCCUCCAGCUCACAAAAAAUAAAGCCUUUGAGCCUGUUUGUCAAAUUGUAUAUCGACCAAUUGAUUAUCAGCCCUCCACUCAGGUUGGUGCAGAGAUCCCUAUCAAUCUCACAGUUGGAUCGAGUGUAGGGACUUUCCAGACCAUCCCUGUCACAAUUGCACCAACUUCUGUCUCAAGUGUUGCCAAUGGAUUAACUACAGGUACAACCACAGUGGCAGGAGCUGUUGAUCUGAGCACAACCAAACCUUUCAACACUGUGGUAUCAAUGGACGGUGCUACGGCAGAAGUGGUCACAGCUGUAAUCACAGACGAUGAUGGCAAACCAGUGGAUCUCACUGCAGGAAAAAGAGUGGUUUGCUGCGAUGUUGUAUAUAAGCUCCCUUUUGCCGGAAGCUGCACUACUGAGCAAACUGCUACGCCUCUGCCUGAAGACCGUUUUGGAUAUCGUGAUGACCAUUACCAGUAUGACCGAUCACCUUAUGGAAUGAGGGGGUUUGGUGGAAUCAAACCCUCGAUGUCAGACACUAACCUAGCAGAAGCUGGCUUGUUCAUCUAUAAGAGUAAAAACAGCUAUAAUUUCAGUGGCACCACAGAGGGUGCAGUAGAUCUUACCUCAACAAAGAUUUCUGAUGCAGGUGAAGCUGUUGACUACUCCAAGAAAGGCUCUUAUGCAGGAAUGACAAUUCCACCCUAUUCUCAAGCCAGAGUUACAAGUGCUGCUGGUACACUCUUCGGUACAAGCACUGUGUUGAGGUCAACAAAUGGGGUGGUGUAUUCCUCUGUUGCGGCACCAAUCCCAUCUACGUAUGCCAUUACCAAGCAACCAGGAUCCAUCUUUAGUACGACAUAUAACACCCUGUCAGGUAUGCAUACCAGUGACACCAUGCCUUCCCUGUCCAACCUCCAGAGCUUGCCACUAACCCGCUCCCACAGUUUCCUGUCCACUAGUUCCAUUACCGCAACAGAAGAACAAGGAGAAGCCCCACUCAAUUUGGAGAUCACAAGAGGGGGUACUUCUGCUGCUGAUCCUGUCCCCACAGCAACAGCCUCUUUGUCCCUUGACACCUACACUGAUGCAUCCCUGGAGGCCAUAGCUGCUUCACUAGAAGCUCUUUCCUCACCCAUGGUUCCUGGGGAUGGCCAAUAUCAGGUAGAGCGGGAGAGGUUAGAGAUGGAGAAACUCAAGCAACAGCGCCUGGCUGAGGAAUUAGAGUGGGAGCGAAAUGAGAUACAGCGGUUCCGUGAGCAUGAACAGUUCCUGGUACAGAAAGAACUGGAAGAGCUGCAGGCCAUGAAGCAGCACAUCCUGACACAACAAGAAGACGAAAGACAGGCUCAUCUUAUGAUGCAAAAAGAAACCUAUGCCCAACAACAGCAGCAGCUGGAGCAGAUUCAGCGUCUUCAAGAGCAACUGCGUGUGCAACUGGAAGAGCAGAAGUUUCGUCAGAUGUAUCCAGGUGGAGAGAUAGGGCAUGGUGUGCAGGAGGCAGUUGUCUUAGGACCCGAUGGCACAGUACUGGCCAGAAAAAUCACAGAUAGUGGAUGCCAGACAGAUGAAGAGGAUGAGGCAGUCAGCAAAGCUUACACAGCAGGGAGAAAAAAGAGAAGUGCUAAAAAGAGUGUAGACAGUUGCGUGCAGACUGAUGAUGAGGAUCAAGACGAAUGGGAAGCUCAGACCAGAAGCAGGCAAAGCCGCCCACGCACGGCUAGGGGUGAUAGGGGAGGGCAGUCAGAGAUGUCUCUUCAAGCCCAUACUGAAAUUUCUAUACAAACAGAUUCAGAGGGGAACAUCACAAUGGACACCAGGAUAGAGCUGUCUGACUCUGAAAGGACCUCGCCAAAGAACCGACCAACACCGUUGGAAAUAGGACAAUCUACUAACCUCAAAGUUGAUUCCUCUACGCUUCAAGCUCCUAAAUCUCCAAAAGUGCUCUAUUCCCCCAUAUCCCCAGCAAUAUCCCCUAGCAAGUCCCUCGAGUUUGUUUCCUAUGAGAAAUCGCUGGGUGAUACAAGCCCACAAAAGCUAAGAGGUGGAGAGCCUUCAAAAGCCUCUCCAAUGAGUCCAAGGGGACCAAAACCCUUGCAGAGGUCCAUGUCUGACCCUAAGCCUAUGAGUCCAACAGGAGACGAAAUGACAACAUCCGGAACCCAGUUUGGUGAUAGCUAUGCUGGUAAAAGCUCUGGUAGCACACCAACAGGCACUCAAAAGAAGGUGAAGAGAACUCUCCCCAAUCCACCAUCGGAGGAUGAGUCAACAACCAGUGGCCAGACAGCAUACAGCACUGGUUCAGCCCGCCGGAGAAUGUGCCGCAAUUCCAACAUGGCACGUGCCAAGAUCCUUCAAGACAUCGAUCGAGAACUCAAUAUGGUGGAGCGUGAGUCCUCCAAGCUCCGGAAAAAACAAGCAGAGCUAGAUGAGGAGGAGAAAGAGAUUGAUGCCAAGCUGAGGUACUUAGAGAUGGGUAUUAAUCGGAGAAAAGAUGCACUGCUGAUAGAGAGAGAGAAGAGAGAAAGGGCCUACUUACAGAGUGUUGCUGAAGACAGAGACUACAUGUCAGACAGUGAGGUUAGCAACAUCCGUGAGACUAGAGGUGGGCGUGGAGCUGGUGAGGAUGAAGAGAUUGAAGUUCAUGGUCUUGAACGUCCCAGGACAGCUCCUCAGUCAGAAUUGGAUGAGUUUCUCCCACCUCAAACCAAGCACGAGUAUGGGAAAUACUCCCAGUAUCAAUACUCUCAAAGCCAAUACCAGCAGACUCUCUACGAGACUCCCCAGUCCUACCAGUCUCAUUCCAUCUAUUCCUCUGUCCCCUCGCUCACUAGCGCACAGCAGCAGAGUUACCAUCAGAUGCUACUGUUGCAGCAGAAAGCUGCAAGACAAGCAGCGCUGCUCUCAGAGCUGGAAGCAACUAAAUAUGAAGUCAUUAGUCGCCAGCCGGAUCCCACAUCAUCAGCUUAUCUAGGAGUCAAGUAUGACAAAUAUGGCAACCAUCUUGAUCUCAGAGCCUUGGAUGUCGGAAGUAUAGCAAGUAGCCCCAUGUCAGCUAUCUCUGAUUCCUAUUACACUGAUGUAGAUCACCAUACACCUCGGAGUUACAUGCUGCUGGAAGAUGCUGCAGAACUAGCUAAGGGCUCUACAGGUCUGUCGUCAUCAUAUAUUCUGGCUGAGAGGGAGCUAGCUAAGGCGGAGAAGCUGCUGCGAAGGAGUGCUGCAGAUCUGGGGUCUACUGACUAUCUGGGCUCCACCUCCAGACUCCAUACAUUUGGAAAGACCCCCGAUGAAGAGGAUACGAUGGAGGAACCGUAUGAACUGAAACUCCUGAAGCAGCAGCUCAAGCAGGAGUUUAGGAGAAGCACAGGUGGGACAGAAAGCUUAGAGCGCCUGACAGGCCUCUCCCAGGACUACUACACCCCCAGCACUGCCGUCUCUAGUUACUCCCAAAGACACUAUCCAAAGACUGACAAGUAUAGCAUCAGCCGUCUUACUCUAGAGAAGCAGGCCGCUAAACAACUCCCAGCAUCUAUAUUGUACCAAAAACACAAGACUCCGCUGGUAGAUCCUAAAAUCUCAUCCAAGUAUUCCUCGGUUACAGACAGCAGAGGUCUAGAAACAGACUAUAACAACUAUCUGGGCUCUACCAGUGCGUCUCCACGAUCCAGCCGACUUAUGCAGGACGAGAUUACCUUUGGCCUUCGUAAGAAUAUCGCUGAGCAGCAAAAGUACCUUGGGUCAACCUUGGGUGCCAACUUGGCUGGAUCCCUAAAUUUGGGCCAGAGCUUAGGUUUGGACUCUGCUUAUCCUAGUGGUAGUCGCUCAAGACCCUCAUCCAGGCCCACCUCUUGCUAUGGCCUGGAUUUGUCUCUCAAACGGGACCCUUCUAACUCUUCUCUGAGACUCAAAGGGGACGGAGAAUCAUCAGGAGAUGGACCAAGCUAUCAAACCCCCUCUGGCCGCACCAAACCUACCAGCCUUCCUAUUGUGCAAAGUGGACGUGGCCGGUUGCCCAUAGUGGCCCAGAACUCAGAGGAAGAGAGUCCCUUGAGCCCUGUCGGACAGCCCAUGGGUAUGGCCCGGGCAUCGGCAGGACCUCUGCCACCCAUUUCAGCUGAUUCAAGGGACCAGUAUGGUUCCUGCCUGUCCUUGCAGGACUCCCAGCAACAUAUCAGGGAAGAGCCGACCAGGGGUAGGGGUUAUGUGCUCCUGGAUGACCUUCAGGGCACCAUGUCAGAUAGUGAAGCCCUAAGUGACUCCCUGAUGGCUUUGAACAGAGACGAUGCGACCAAUGCCUACCACCUUAGACGAGAGGAGACAGACUGGUUUGACAACCCGAGAGAUGGGCGUUUGGACAACGUACAAGACAAGAGACAGGGAAAAGCCCCAUACUACCCCUUCCCUCACCUCAGGGUCAAACUGCAGAGGGAUCCCAAAGACCGCAGUGUCUCAGGAAAUGGUCUGGGUAUCCGCGUGGUCGGAGGGAAAGAGGUCCCCGGCAGUAAUGGAGACAUUGGUGCCUACGUUGCCAAAGUCCUACCUGGUGGAGCUGCGGAACAAACGGGAAAGAUUCUCGAAGGAAUGCAAGUCCUGGAGUGGAACGGAGUUCUUCUGACGGGCAAGACGUAUGAAGAAGUGCAGGGGCUCGUUGGGCAGCCGUGUAAUGAUGCAGAAGUCUGUGUCAGACUUGAUCUCAACAUGCUUGCUGAGUCUGAUGGUUCCCAGCAUCUGGAUUUCCAGGAUCACAGCAAAGGGGACAGACCUCCCCGGUCUCCAGGCGUUGACCCCAAGCAGCUGGCGGCUGAGCUGCAGAAAGUGUCCCAGCAGCAGGCUCCCUCAUCCACCUCCGCCUCAGGUCUGCCCGCCACCAGCUCAGCGACCUCCAGUCCCGCUCAGCCGGGGUCACCGUCCGUCAGCAAGAAACGCCACAGCAGCAAGACGACAGAUGGAACAAAGAUCCAGUCUCAUCCCAUCUCCGGAGAGAUACAGCUGCAAAUCCACUACGACAAGCAGCUGGGAAACCUGAUCGUUCACGUCCUGCAGGCCAGAAGCCUCGCACCGCGGGACAACAAUGGCUACUCCGACCCGUUUGUCAAAGUGUAUCUGCUGCCAGGGAGAGGUCAGGUCAUGGUUGUCCAGAACGCCAGUGCUGAAAACAAGAGGAGGUCUAAACAUGCCGGCAAGAGCCUCAACCCCGAGUGGAACCAGACUGUCAUCUACAAGAACAUCCACCUGGAGCAGCUGAGGAAGAAGACCCUGGAGGUCAGUGUGUGGGACUACGACAAGUGCUCCUCCAACGAUUUCUUGGGAGAGGUCCUCAUCGACCUGUCCAGCACGGCCCAGCUGGACAACGUCCCGCGCUGGCAGCCCCUGAAGGAGCAGAGCGAGGGCGACCACCACCGCCGCUCCCACACGAGCCAGAGCCGACACGGAUCCUCCAAACCCUCCUCGCAGCACUCCUCCCCCAAAACCACCGGCUCCUUGCACGAUAUUCAGGACUCGCCAAAAUCGUCUGUGAUCAAGAGCCGAAGCCACGGGAUCUUUCCAGACCCGGCGAAGGACACGCAGGUGCCCACUAUCGAGAAAUCACACAGUAGCCCUGGCACAUCGAAGCCUUCCCCGUCCGAGGGCCAGAGCCACAGCCAUGGACACAGCCAGCACUCUCGCUCGCACGGCGCUUCGCGCUCCAGCAAAAGCGCCGCGCGGCAGCACCAUCCGGACGGUGGCACUGGAAGCAGCGGAGGCGCUGCCAUAGCAACGGGCCCCGAUGCCCGACAGCAGUCGCAGCAGCAGCAGUUGCCGCCGCCGCCGCAACGCCUCCAACCAACUCGUUCAGGCUACAGAUCCGGCGACGCCCCGGUCACAGCGGCCUCGCUGGACAGCGGCCUCAGUGGCAGUGCCUACAGCUUAUUGGACGAAGAGGCGGAGGCGAAUGAGGUGGACAGUGCCAUCUUCCAGGUGCCCCGAUUUGGAAAGAUUCCAAACGGCACGGACCCGAUGAAAUCAUCUCUGGGACAACUUGAUGCUGAAGGUAAAUCCCAGAUAAUGGGGGAGAUAAAGAUCGCUUUGAAGAAGGAAAUGAAGACGGAGGGCGAGCAUCUGGUCCUUGAGAUUCUUCAAUGUCGCAACAUCACCUACAAGUUCAAGAGCCCGGACCACCUGCCCGAUCUCUACGUGAAGCUCUACGUGGUGAACAUCGCCACCCAGAAACGGAUCAUCAAGAAAAAGACCAGAGUGUGUCGUCACGACCGUGAACCGUCUUUCAACGAAACCUUCCGCUUCUGUAUGAACCCCACCGGACACUCGCUACAGCUGUUCCUCGUGUCCAACGGGGGCAAGUUUAUGAAGAAGACCCUGAUCGGGGAGGCCUACGUUUGGCUGGACAAGGUCGACCUCCGCAAGCGAGUGGUGAGCUGGCACAAGCUCCUCGCCAGCAACGCCCAGAUCCACUCGUAG